CACAGGGCUGGCUCCUCCAGGAUCUCUGCUGCUGCACGGCAACUGUCAAAACAUGUUUUCAUUGGCCUGAACUGAAGGCAGCUGCACGGCUUUAUCAGUUCAGCCUCAGCUCUCCUGCCAAAAAUGAUAGUUUGACUUUUUUCCUCUGCCGUCUUCACGCUGCCACUGAAGGGAUUACAAUCAAAAGAGGAUUACUGUCGGAGAGUCUCGCUGGAGUAAAACGGCUGAUAAGGAGAAGAUGGUAUCUGGAUCAGACAAACUGGUUCAUCUCGGAGGCAGUUUUUCCUCAGCCAGGCUCUUGUGGGGAGGAUCAGCUUCAGCUGGACUCUCCUCGACACUCACGGACAUCAGCAGCUCUUAAAGUCUUCAUCACUUCAGCCACUGUGACACUGCAAUGACCUCACUCGGGUGGUUAUCCUUGUUGCACUCCCUCCUUGUCCUACAAGUCCACUGGUCCGACCAGUUAGAGGACAACAAGAUCCCACCCAGUCUGUGUACUGGUCACCCUGGUAUCCCGGGCUCUCCUGGAGUUCAUGGCAGUGCUGGUCAGCCGGGAAGAGACGGGAGGGACGGGAGAGAUGCUGCUCCCGCCGAGAGGGGAGAGAAAGGGGAAAGGGGAGACUCAGGUGAGACAGGAGCACGAGGCCUGACCGGAGACAAAGGCGACCUAGGUGACAAGGGGGCGAGGGGCCAACAGGGCGAGUGCGCCGUGGCCCCCAAAUCCGCGUUCAGUGCCAAACUAUCUGAGGGCCACACUCUUCCCCUCACUGUGGGCGACGCUCUGUGCUUUGACAAGAUCCUACUGAAUGAACAGGGCGACUACAGCACUGAGACCGGACGCUUCACCUGCAAAGUCCCUGGAGUGUAUUACUUCAGCGUCCACGCCACCGUUUACCGGGCCAGCCUGCAGUUUGACCUGAUGAAGAACGGACACACGGUGGCAUCUUAUUUUCAGUAUUAUGGAAACUGGCCCAAACCGGGGUCACUGUCUGGCGGCUCCCUGCUCCACCUUGUCCCUGGCGACCAGGUGUGGGUCCAGAUGGCUCUGUCAGAGUACAACGGGUUUUACUCCAGCACCAAGACAGACAGCACCUUCACCGGCUUCCUGGUGUACUCCGAAUGGAAGAACUCGGCUGUGUUUGCAUGACAUGUGCUUAUGAACAAAACAAAGUCACUUUCCUCUGUGGGAAAUGAAUCACAACCCUUUUUAUAUGAUUCCUAAUUGAGAUGUUCUGGAUAAUGACAAGUGAAUUGGCUGAGAAGUGCCACAGCUGUAUUUGUGUAUGAAGUAAAGACAGACAAUGUGACUGGGAUGGCACAUACCGUACUGGUGAGGUGUGAGGUGCACACACUGAGCUCUGAUGUUUGUUCAGUGUCUGUUCUUCAGUUGCAGCUUUUAAAACGGCUGAGACACUUGAUUCUUCUACCAGAUGUUGGGACUUAUCCAACCAACUCCACGCCACAGAUUCAAACAGUCUUCAUGCUAGUAAUGCACGUUGUUCCUGCUCAGCGAACAUGAAACAUGAAUAAAUCAUAUUAGUUUUUGAAA
Messenger RNA from Pleuronectes platessa (European plaice), 1549 nucleotides. It is a transcript of the gene c1qtnf5, whose product is annotated as C1q and TNF related 5. Bases 395 to 1147 code for a protein of 250 amino acids. NCBI's taxonomy places the organism in Eukaryota, Metazoa, Chordata, Actinopteri, Pleuronectiformes, Pleuronectidae. The transcript has 4 exons. Gene Ontology annotation, molecular function: protein binding. The record is from RefSeq and is a predicted model, not a curated record.